CCUCAGACCCGCAGCAUCACGACUGAGUGAGAGGGAAGGUUCGGCUCUCCGUGUUUGCAAGUCAGUCUGGGGGUGAGGAGGUCCUCGCUGAAGGUCACGGGUUCGACUCCUGCAGGGGCUGAGACUUCAUUACUUUUGUGUAUAGGAAACAAACGUGCGCUCGCUCAUGAGAGCCGAGCUGACAUUUGCACAGCGCUGGUGUGUAAGCUGAGACACGGAGGAGGAGGAGGAGGAGGAGGAGGAGGAACUUCCCGCUCCUCUCGCUGCUCAGAGAGAGAGAGUGAGAGAGAGAGCAAAGCCAGCUGACGGAGGAGCGCGCCUCCAUUCAGGAGCCGAGGCUGCAGAGCGUGAGUCCAGGCGCCAACUUUCACUCGCCACUCUCUCCAGUCCAGCGGAACCGAGCUGAGUAGUGUCCAGAUCCAGAUCCAGAUCCAGAGUCCAGAGUCCAGAGUCCAAAUCCAGAGUCCAGAUCCAGACCCAGAGUCCAGACCCAGAGUCCAGAUCCAGAUCCAGAUCCAGAUCCAGAUCCAGAGUCCAGAUCCAGAUCCAGAGUCCAGAGUCCAGAGUCCAGAUCCAGAUCCAGAUCCAGAGUCUAGGCUCCAGGCUCCAGGGUCCAGGCUCCAGGGUCCAGGCUCCAGGCUCCAGGCUCCAGGCUCCAGGCUCCAGGGUCCAGUCUCCAGGCUCCAGGCUCCAGGGUCCAGGGUCCAGUCUCCAGGCUCCAGGCUCCAGUCUCCAGGGUCCAGGCUCCAGGGUCCAGGGUCCAGUCUCCAGGCUCCAGGGUCCAGUCUCCAGGGUCCAGGCUCCAGGGUCCAGGCUCCAGGGUCCAGUCUCCAGGGUCCAGGCUCCAGGCUCCAGGGUCCAGCCCAGGGCGUGAGCGGCGUCAGCAGGACUGGCCGAGCAGACAGGAGGAUGCUGGAGGGCAAUGCCUGCAGAAGCAGAGGAUGAGAUCUGUCGAAAGGCGCUGGAGCUGCUCUCUGACCUCUGCUCCAGGGGAGAGGUCCAGGACGACAGCUGCCUGGACUUCAUCUACUACUUCCGGGACUUGGCCAGACCUCGCUACACGGACUCAGAUGUGUCGGUCAGCCUCCUGUCCCUGCUGGUCACCACCUGUGGACUCGCUCUCUUCGGCGUCUCGCUCUUCGUCUCAUGGAAGCUCUGCUGGCUGCCGCUCACCGGCCGCUUCUUCCCCGACAUCCUGAAGGGGGCGCACUUCCUGGGAGGGGACCAACAGCCCGUCCUCACAGAGGUGGACGGCGAGGAGCGCGAGUUCAGCGAGGACGGCUGCGUCAAGGAGCCGCCCGGAGCCACCAUGGCGGUGACCGUCCCCGAGUCGGCCCUGAAGAUCAGCCACACGUCGCCCGACAUCCCGCUGGAGGCGCAGGCCACGGUGGAGCGCUACCAGCCGCACACGCUGGCCCGAGACCGGGUCCAGAGGCAGACCACCGAGCCCACCUCCUCCGUCCGUCACAACUCCAUCCGGCGCCAGAUGAACCUGUCCGAUCCGGACUUUAACCCGGCUCAGUUCCAGCGGCAGGACUCCCUGUCGGGUCUGGGCCGGAUCAAGCCGGAGCUGUACAAGCAGCGGUCGGUGGACGGCGAGGACGGGCGGCGCAGCGACAGCUGCGGCCGCCUCAACUUCAUCCUCAAGUUCGACUUCGACCUGGAGCAGCUGAUCGUGAAGAUCCACAGCGCGCUGGACCUGCCGGCCAAGGACUUCUCCGGAACCUCAGACCCCUAUGUGAAGAUCUACCUGCUGCCCGACCGCAAAACCAAGCACCAGACCAAGGUGCACCGCAAGACUCUCAACCCGCUGUUCGACGAGGUCUUCCUGUUCCCGGUGGCGUACGCCGAGCUCUCCGGCCGCAAGCUGCACUUCAGCGUCUACGACUUCGACCGCUUUUCCCGCCACGACUUGAUCGGACAGGUGGUGGUCGACAACUUCCUGGACCUGAACGACUUCCCGCGUGAGACCAAGCUGUGCCGGGACAUCCAGUACGUGACGUCGGACAACGUGGACCUGGGCGAGCUGAUGUUCUCACUGUGCUACCUGCCCACGGCCGGGCGACUCACCAUCACCAUGAUCAAAGCCAGGAACCUGAAAGCCAUGGACAUCACCGGGGCCUCGGGUGAGUGGGGGGGCCGGGGCCCGGGGCCGGACGCUCCUGAGCUCCGUGUGUCUCCUACAGAUCCCUACGUCAAGGUGUCGCUGAUGUGCGAGGGCCGGCGGCUGAAGAAGCGCAAGACGUCCACCAAGCGCAACACGCUGAACCCGGUCUACAACGAGGCCGUGGUGUUCGACGUGCCGCCAGAGAACAUCCACCAGAUCAGCCUGCUCAUCGCCGUCAUGGACUACGACCGGUCCGCCCGCCCGCCGCCUGGCCUCGGCCCGCCGGGACUCACCUGCGCUUCUGUUGACAGGGUCGGACACAACGAGGUGAUCGGCGUGUGCCGGGUCGGCACCGAGGCCGAGACCCUGGGCCGGGACCACUGGAGCGAGAUGCUGACCUAUCCGCGGAAACCCAUCGCUCACUGGCACCCUCUGCUGGAGUGGGACGGAGCAGCUGGGACUGGAAGCCAGGGGGGGUCCACCAACUCCCUGAAGACGCCCCCCUCACCCUGAGCCCGCCGGGACGUGCCGUCGGCGUCUUCCGUCUCCGUUCACCGGCUCACCUUUCUCUCCUCAGCCGUGUGUGUGUGUGUGUGUGUGUGUGUUGGGGUCCCCGCAGGAGCAGGAAGAGCGGUGGCUUCACCCUCCGCUCCAGGUCCAGGCGGAGGCUCCGGUCUGAAGCCUGUCCAGGCUGGCAGCUGACAGCACGUGCCGCGGCUCCCACAGGUCCACUUCCUGUUGCCGCUCCAGUGCAUGCUCCAUCUUUGUUGUUCAGGCUGCACGUCGUGUCGUGAGCACCAGAGGUGGCGCCGCCGCCGCCGCGCUCCUCCUCCCACCUGUCGCUAAUAAACAUGUACAUACAA
Messenger RNA from Synchiropus splendidus (mandarinfish), 2970 nucleotides. RefSeq names its product synaptotagmin-9-like. The record is from RefSeq and is a predicted model, not a curated record. The coding region runs from base 923 to 2620 and encodes 565 amino acids. Gene Ontology annotation, cellular component: dense core granule; membrane. The transcript has 6 exons. Lineage: Eukaryota; Metazoa; Chordata; Actinopteri; Syngnathiformes; Callionymidae. Gene Ontology annotation, molecular function: calcium-dependent phospholipid binding; calcium ion binding; SNARE binding. Gene Ontology annotation, biological process: regulation of calcium ion-dependent exocytosis; regulation of dopamine secretion; calcium-ion regulated exocytosis.